ACCUGAACUCCGGUGUGCUGUUUUCUAGUACCACAAAGAUGGCUUCCUGGCUCUGGAAGGGUUUUUCACCUCUGAGGAGUGUGAGGCAAUGCAGAACCGGAUCCAGAAGAUCAUUGCGGAAAUGGACGUGCCCCCUCACUGCCGCACCGAGUUCUCAACAAAGCACGAAGAGCAGCUCCAGGACCAGAUGCAGGGAAGUGCAGAAUAUUUCCUAACCAGCGGAGACAAAAUCAGGUUCUUCUUUGAAAAAGGUGUUUUCGAUGAUAAAGGAGAUUUUCUGGUACCAAAGGAUGCAUCUCUUAACAAAAUUGGCCAUGCAUUGCAUGCCUUUGACGUUGUCUUCAAGCAAAUGACUCAUGCCUCAAAAGUACAGGCCCUGGUGAGGAAACUUGGCUUUGAGAACCCUGUGGUGGUACAGAGUAUGUAUAUCUUCAAGGUACAGUCACCAUAGCUCGCUUUUUU
Molecule: messenger RNA, 462 nt
Organism: Sphaerodactylus townsendi
Lineage: Eukaryota; Metazoa; Chordata; Lepidosauria; Squamata; Sphaerodactylidae
Product: phytanoyl-CoA dioxygenase domain-containing protein 1-like
Exons: 6
Coding region: 89-451 (120 amino acids)
Source: RefSeq, a predicted model, not a curated record